ACUGUCUCUGCGACUCAUGCUCCCUUCUUUUCGUCCUGCGCCAGCUUAUAAGGGCGCGCGACGGGCGGCGCUGGCUCACGACAUUGGCUACGAACAUUCGCUCUCUUGACGAUCUUUUACGCCUCUCAAUCAUGUCUGUGCCAGCAGAGUCUAUCCCCCAGCAGUCGCAGAUCCAGGACCGCGAUCUCGACGGCGCGACCAUCAACGAGGUCCCCAUCGGCGGCGACGAGGAGGCCAUCAAGGACGAAAAGGCAGUCUAUGACGACUUUCCUGACGGCGGCCUCAGAGCUUGGACGGUGGUGGCGGGGACGAUGUGCGGUACCUUCUCAACCUUCGGCUAUGUCAACUCGUGGGGCGUCUUCCAGUCUUAUUACGAGGAGAACGUCCUUCCGGAUACGUCCGCCUCGGCAAUUGCAUGGAUCGGCUCCAUCCAAUACGCCCUCGUCUUCAUCCCCGGCCUGGUCACCGGCCGCCUUUUCGACCUCGGCUAUCUCAAGGCCCCCCUCUUCCUCGCCACCUGCGUCUUCGUCGUCGCGACCUUCCUCGUCGCCGAAUGCACCAAAUACUGGCAUUUCCUCCUUUGCCAGGGCAUAGUCACGGGGUUCGCGUGUGGCAUCAUCUUCGGUCCCAUGAUGGGCAUCAUCGGCCACUGGUUCAGGCGCAGGCGCGGCCUGGCGCUGGGUAUGAACGCCAUCGGGUCGUCGAUGGGCGGAACGAUCUUUCCUAUCGCCGCACGUAACCUCAUUGAGCGCGUAGGGUUCCCCUGGACGAUGCGCAUUCUCGGCUUCAUCAUCCUCGUCGCGCUUUCCGUGCCAAACCUCGUCCUCCAGCGCCGCCUACCGCCGAAAAGGGUGGCUGGCGGCCUCGUGAACCCAAAGGCCUUCAAGUAUCUGCCCUUCACGAUCUACUGCCUGUCUGGUAUCGUCGCGUUCUUGGGGCUGUAUACAGUUCUCACCUACAUCGACGUAAGUGCAACCAAGGCCGGCGUCUCUGAGGAUUUCUCCUUCUAUCUCGUGUCCAUAGCGAAUGCGAGCAGCUCCCUUGGCCGUUUGGGGGCGGGCAUUCUGACGGAUAGAUAUGGCGCGAUCAAUGUGAUGGCACCGCUCACGCUCAUCUGCGCGGUUAUGACCUAUGCGUGGCCCUUUGCGCGCUCUCAAGGCAGCUUAAUCGCCGUCGCCGUGCUUUAUGGUGUCCCAUCCGGCGCUUACGUGUCCAACUUCCUUAUCCCGCUCUACGAGAUGGGCGAGGUCGAGGACAUUGGUCGCCGCACCGGCAUGGCGAUGACCUUCGCUGCGUGCGGCGCGCUCGCUGGCCCGCCCAUAAGCGGCGCUAUCUACGGUCAGACGGGCGGGUAUGAGGCGGUGGGGUACUAUGCAGGCAGCAUGAUCGUGGCCGCGGUCUCCAUGAUGCUCAUCGUGCGCUUCAUGGUCUUGAGGAAAUUCUGGGGCAAAUUUUAGAGUGGAUAGUGGCUGGGUGAUCUCCGGACGAUCUUGUGGAUAGAUUACUCACGCGUACGUGACUAGGUAGACCCAAAUAGAGGCGUUGAGCCGCGGGUUGACGAGCA
Messenger RNA from Schizophyllum commune H4-8, 1564 nucleotides. RefSeq names its product MFS general substrate transporter. The coding region runs from base 132 to 1457 and encodes 441 amino acids. Gene Ontology annotation, cellular component: fungal-type vacuole membrane. Gene Ontology annotation, molecular function: transmembrane transporter activity. The transcript has 11 exons. The record is from RefSeq and is a predicted model, not a curated record. Lineage: Eukaryota; Fungi; Basidiomycota; Agaricomycetes; Agaricales; Schizophyllaceae. Gene Ontology annotation, biological process: transmembrane transport.